Phytomonas sp. Hart1 is the source of this 893-nucleotide messenger RNA. NCBI's taxonomy places the organism in Eukaryota, Euglenozoa, Kinetoplastea, Trypanosomatida, Trypanosomatidae. The record is from the annotation of a GenBank genome assembly.
GUAAGGGUAUAAUAAAGAUAAAAAACCCACAUCCACUACUAAUGUGGUAUGGUAUUAAGCCACAACAUCUGUAACAAUAAAUAGCAACAAUAACGCAGAAGGAAGCACUUUUCUCUUUAGUUUCAUUUUUUUUUCGUUUCUACGUCUUCAUCAUGCAUUGUAUUAUGUGUGCGAAAGAUGGGGCUCGGUAUCGAUGUCGUUUGUGCAGCUCAGCCUACUGCAGCACAAGCUGCUUCAAAGCGCAUCGUUCUGAGGCAAGAACAGAGGAAGAUGGUAAUAAGCGGUAUUGUAGUAUUAUAAUGGAAAUGCAAAAACAUUCUUUAACCCGUGCUAGUAAUUCGCACGAUAUUUUCUCGGAUGAAGCCUUACGGAAAGGUGAACAUGUAGACCGCGAAGAUGCCGAUAUUGGACGUGGUGAAAUGGAAGAAGGCAUGACAGCGAUCUCGCAAAAAGAUCCUACUUUAACUCCUCCUCCUCUGUGUGGGGAAAGUUCUAAACAACUUUCAGAGAGAAAGGAAGAUAAUGAAGAGGAGUCAGGAGAGUUAUAUAUACUAAAGGAGCGCCAUCUCUCUGCGUUGGCUAACAAUACUAAUAUUCGACGGGCGCUACGAAGUAAAGAGCUUCAACAGAUGCUUUUAACAAUUGACAAAAGUCGUUCUCGUUUAGAUGCACUGGAUGCUGCUUUGUACAACAACACAGAUUUUAAGCAUUUUUGUGAUGAGGUAAACGACAUCCUAACUCAAGCGGAGAAAGGAAAGUCUUGGCACAAACGUAGACGACAGUGGUAAAGGUGAGGUGGAAAACAGAGUGCUUUAAUCAUUUAAAAACGCAAGGAGCUGUGAGCUUCUUUUCCUCACAAAGUUUUUUUGUACAUUCAGAGUAGAAAGUAAGCA